Copidosoma floridanum is the source of this 2404-nucleotide messenger RNA. RefSeq names its product androgen-dependent TFPI-regulating protein. The record is from RefSeq and is a predicted model, not a curated record. NCBI's taxonomy places the organism in Eukaryota, Metazoa, Arthropoda, Insecta, Hymenoptera, Encyrtidae. Gene Ontology annotation, cellular component: membrane; endomembrane system.
CUUCUUCGUACUACACAUACCAAUUUUAAAAGAGAGAUUCAAAGACUAUGACGUUGGACAGUUCAAGUACCUCACAGUUUGGAACCUGAUAUGGUUUGAUAGACACACUUGCGUGUAUGUAUAUAACAGCACCCCUGUGUGAUCGAUUGAAGAUUGGCAAAAAACAAUAAAGUAUAUAAUAUAUAUCACGGGAUGCGUGAAAAGUUGCUCGUGGUUUUUCACGCGGCUGCGUUCGCGCAGUUCUUCUUCGCUGUGUACUACGACUACACGUACACCCGCGUACCAGUGCAAAUUGGAAAGGUUCACAAUGCGUACGGAGGAAAAUUCAAGUUUCUCACCUUCUGGAACGCGAUUGCACAGACGAUAUUUUUCCUACUAUGCAUGCUCAACGAUAUAUUCGGUACGAACAGCGUCAAUCCGAAAAAGAGGCCGUUCAUACGCCAAUUCAAGGACUACUUCUACGCGGCCAUUGGUUAUCCAGUGUCUAUGGUAAGCCAGCAACUUCUGAUGUUCAUCGAUCGUGAACUGGUGCUGCCCAAAGCCCUGGACCCCUACUUCCCCUGGUGGCUGAAUCACUUGAUGCACACGAUGAUUAUGAUCACGACUGUUCUGGAAAUGCUGAUGGCGCCACGGCAAUAUCCCAAACGCUCGAAAGGCCUCGGUGGCCUCGCCUUCUUCAUGCUCGCUUACUUGUCCUGGAUGCACUUUGUGUGGUACAAGAGCGGAGUCUGGGCGUACCCGAUCAUCGAAAUUCUUACGGUGCCGCUCAGGGUCGCCUUUUACCUGACGAUCCUCACCCUCGUGACUGGCCUGUACUUUAUCGGGGAAACCGUCGACCGGCUGAUUUGGGGGAAAAUUGCGAAAAGUGUGGAAAAGAGCGGCAAGAAGAAAAAGUAAAAACUAUACAGACAUGUUAGAGAAUAUCAUUGCCUAAUUGUUCUCUUAAACCGUAAAGGCCCUAAGCAUUGAAGAUUACGAACAAUCGAGUACAUUCCGAUGUCUUUCCCCUAAUUAAUUUUCUCAUUAUAAUCCUUGUGAGCUUCGAGUUUCGGUGAACGAUAUACUUUUUUUUACUUUUGUAAUUUUCAAAGGCUUGACAAAAAAAGCACGAGUAGAACAUUUUUUGCUACGAGAGUUGAAUCAACUAACAUUUGAAAGUGUACUGUAGUUAAUAGCGUAGGGUCAAAAGUUAUAUAGGAAAUAUUUUAGACUCUUGUUCGAUAGAGUAAAAAAAAAAAUAGCUGUCUCUAAUGUUCUUAGCAUUUUCGUCCCUUAAAUCGGAGUUAAACAUCGAACUUUUUGGUCUGGAUAGAAAAAUGUAUGUUUGUUCAUUAUAUUGGAUUUUAUAAGUCAAAAAGGUUAUAAAGUUGUCAAGUAAAUUGUACUUGGUACAUGUUAUUUUUACGAAUAAUUUAAGGAGGUUCAAUAGUCGUCUCAAAUAACAGAGAAAGUAGUAAAACUUAUAACAAUAACUUUAGAAUAUCUGGAAACUGUAUGGAUUUUUCAAUAUUUUUUGUUUUUACUACAAAUUUUUUUAUAAAUGAACGAGACUAAAAUUAAUUGUUGUCCUUAAUAGCUUGUAUUACGAAAAUUUGUGGUGCAAAAUAUUUAAAAAAUGUACAGCUACCUGACACUCUAAGUAGUUAUUAUUGAAAGUUUCACUGCAUUAAACCUCCUUAAUUAACAACUCAACCAUGUACAAAUAAGAUUGAACCAAGUAACUAUUCAUCGUAAAUACAUAUAUUUACCUUACAUAAAUAUUAAUCUCGUAAAUUUUUGUACAACUACUGCAUAAUAUCAAUUUGUCUACACACAAGUUGUUGUGAAAAAUAAUAGAAGCGAUAAUUUCGUCCUGAACGUGAGAUGUUGGCUUUAUUUCAUACCAUUUUAAAAGUAAUAUAUGAGAAUCUAAAUUAAAAAAUUAUAUAAUUUGAUUCUACAUAGCCAAUUGUAGCUGAGGAGCGAUGAAAACUUUGUAUUAUUACAAACUACGAAAGAACAUGCACUUGGACAAUUGAUUGAAAUAACAGCCCAACGUUUCAUUCUCACACCUGUACGUGCCUAAGAUGAUAUUAUUGUAUACUUGUGAAGGAAUAUUUUGCACCAGCGUUUGUUCAUACUUUUGAUAGAAUAAAUAUAUUGUCUUGUUGCGUUUGCUAUGUUAUAGUAAAUAAAAUAUUGUUUAUAAGAAGUUUAUAUUUCACUAGAAUACUCAGACGCAUAAUACGAAUAAACAAAAAGCCAAACACUAUUGUAAAACAAAAAUAUUAAACGUUGAGAUGUGUAAACCUCCCACAUAAUUUAUUUGUACUGUGUAAUUUAUAUUUUAUUAGAACUGUUGUUAUUUGUCACGAAUCGAAACAAGGUGAAUUGAGAAAAAUAAAAAUGCUGAGUUUAAAAAAAA